Molecule: messenger RNA, 1359 nt
Organism: Solanum verrucosum
Lineage: Eukaryota; Viridiplantae; Streptophyta; Magnoliopsida; Solanales; Solanaceae
Product: tubulin alpha-2 chain-like
Exons: 4
Coding region: 1-1359 (452 amino acids)
Biological process (GO): microtubule cytoskeleton organization; mitotic cell cycle
Cellular component (GO): cytoplasm; microtubule
Molecular function (GO): structural constituent of cytoskeleton; GTP binding
Source: RefSeq, a predicted model, not a curated record
AUGAUGAAGGAGGAGGAGGAGUAUAAAAAGGAGUUUAUAUCCAUUCACAUUGGCCAGACUGGUAUUAACCUUGGCAAUUCUUGCUGGGAACUUUACUGUCUUGAACAUGGAAUUCAGCCUGAUGGUAUGCAGAGUACUACUGAAGAUGGAGAUGAUGAUGGUGAUUACAGGUUCCGUACAUUCUUUAGUGAAACAAGUUCAGGGAAGUUUGUUCCUCGUGCUCUGUUUAUCGAUCUUGAGCCUAGUGUUAUUGAUGAAGUGAAAAGUGGAACAAAUGGCCAGCUCUAUAACCCUCAACAAUUUAUCUGUGGCAAAGAAGAUGCAGGAAAUAACUUUGCUCGUGGUUACUACACUCUUGGAGGGAAGAUAAUUGGUGAAUGUUUAGAUCGUAUCAGAAAGCUUGUGGAUGAUUGUUCUAAUCUGUCGGGUUUUGUGAUCUUUAACUCGGUUAGUGGAGGCACUGGUUCGGGUUUCUGUUCACUUCUGUUGGAAAGCUUGUCAACUGAGUAUGAGCCAAAAGAAAAAAUUGCAUUUACUGUGUAUCCUUCCCCUGAUGAUGAGUUUUCACCAUCUAUUUUGGACUCAUAUAAUACUAUUCUUGCAAGUUAUUCCCUCAAAGAACAUUCCAAUGUUACUCUCAUGUUUGAUAAUGUCUCUGUUUCUGAUAUAUGUCGCCGCUCUCUUGAUAUUGAAAACCCCACCUAUGUUAACAUGAAUCGACUCGUCUCUCAGGCCAUCUCCUCAUUAACUGUUUCAAUGAGGUUUGAAGGAUCAACAUUUAAUCAAAAUUUACGGUCCUUUUGUGAUAGCACAUGUCUAGGAUUAAUUAGAUUUGUGGGUUGUUCAUAUGUUCCGGUUUUGUCAGCCAAAGAGGUUCAACAUAAACAACAUUCAUUUGUAGAACUUACUAAUGCUGCAUUAGAACCCUCGUCUUACAUGGUUAAGUGUGAUCCAUAUAAGGGAAUGUAUAUGAAAAACUUGAUAGUUUACCGCGGGGAUGAUGUGGAUUUUGAUGAAGUGGAUAGUGCGGCAUCUAUGGCCAGACCAAGAACUGGAUCUGGAUUUCACUAUUUCGAUACUUCUUAUAGGUCUGGCAUCAAUUAUGUGCCCGUGACAGUCUAUCCGGGAGGCGAUUUAGCAACCGUGCAGAGGGAAGUGUGCGUUGUAUCCUGCACGACGAGUAUCCAAGACGUUUUUACCCGAAUAAGUCACAAGUUUAAUCAUAUGUAUGUCAAGAAGGACUUUCUUCAUUCGUAUUUUUGUGAAGGUAUGGAGGAAUAUGAGUUUUCUGAAGCAUAUGAGGAGAUAGCUACAAAACUUGUAAAAUUAUGCCAGGUGUUUGAAAACGAAGAUCCAUAG